CAUUCACAUUUACGGGUUCCCUGUCUGAACUGAAUGACUGGUGCUGGCCGCUUGCGCACAUGCGUCUCGCCGCCUUUCUUUCCCUUCAUUCUCUGCUUGUCGGUGCGAACGGAUUGAGUGCUUUAAAAAAAUAUAUCAAAAGAGAGGCUGUUUAACAGCUAGCCAGUUGGAUUGGAGUCUAUGAAAUAAUGCUGAAGUUGAAAAGUAAUGCCCGAGGAUGCUAAACCGGGUGGCAAGCCUGAUUUCAUCAGAGAAGCGCAAGUCUUUUGUGCUCUCAUCCCCCAGCUCAUCCCCCAGCUCAUCCCGUGUUGCUUUGUCUUUAAUUUGCCGUGCAGCGAGAAGGACGGUCCCCAGCCCGCCGUGCCCCAGGUGGAGUUUGAGCGGGCGGCCAUGAGCCUGUACGGAGCGAGCGGCGCCGGACUGGACCGCUCCCGGGACCGCCGGCGCUCCAGCGACCGCUCCCGCGACUCCUCCCACGACAGGGCGGAGGGUCAGCUGACGCCCUGCAUCCGCAACGUCACCUCCCCCACCCGCCAGCACCACUCUGACCGUGACAGAGAGGGGGGCUCCUCCUCCAGGCCCUCCAGCCCUCGCCCCCCCAAGCCUCCUCUCGGCACCCCAGGAGGAAGCCUGGCUCUGGGCAGCAUGGGCCCGACCUCCUCCCUGGGCCACCCACUGUGCUCCGACAUGAUCUACGUGUACGACCUGAUCCGGGAGGGGCCGGGGCUGCGUGGCGUGCGCCCCGCCGAGAGGGUCACCCUCAUCGUAGACAACACGCGCUUCGUGGUCGACCCGGCCAUCUUCACCGCUCAGCCCAACACCAUGCUGGGGAGGAUGUUUGGUUCAGGGCGGGAGUACAACUUCACAAGACCCAAUGAGAAGGGCGAGUUUGAGGUGGCUGAAGGGAUCAGUUCCACUGUGUUCAGGGCCAUCCUGGAUUACUACAAGUCGGGGAUAAUCCGCUGUCCCGAUGGCAUCUCCAUCCCAGAGCUGAGGGAUGCGUGUGACUACCUCUGCAUAUCCUUCAACUACAGCACCAUCAAGUGUAGAGACCUGAGUGCCCUGAUGCACGAGCUGUCUAACGACGGAGCGCGGCGGCAGUUUGAGUUCCACCUGGAGGAGAUGGUGCUGCCCCUGAUGGUGGCCAGCGCCCAGAGCGGAGAGAGGGAGUGUCACGUGGUGGUGCUGACGGACGAUGACGUGGUGGACUGGGACGAGGAGUACCCACCGCAGAUGGGAGAGGAGUACUCACAGAUUAUAUACAGCACAAAACUGUACAGAUUCUUCAAGUACAUUGAGAACAGAGAUGUAGCCAAGUCCGUGUUGAAGGACAGAGGCCUGAAGAAAAUCAGACUGGGCAUUGAAGGUUACCCCACCUACAAGGAGAAGGUGAAGAAGCGCCCUGGGGGUCGCCCGGAGGUCAUCUACAACUACGUCCAGCGGCCCUUCAUCAGGAUGUCCUGGGAGAAGGAGGAGGGCAAGAGCCGCCACGUGGACUUCCAGUGCGUGAAGAGCAAGUCCAUCACCAACCUGGCGGCGGCGGCCGCAGACAUCCCCCAGGACCAGCUGGUGAUGCUGCAGCCGCCCAACCCCCAGGUGGACGAGCUGGACAUCCAGCCCCAGGCCCAGCCCCCCAGCUACCACUACGAACCCCCGGACUCUGACUCUCCCUCGCCAGCUGUAUGAGGAGCGGACCCCCCCCCCCCCCCCCCGACCCCUGAACUUACUGCCUGCCUCUCAAACACCCCCUCCAUUUGCUGGAUCAGCUGCCACUAUGAAGUACUCCCUUCCUCCUCCUCCUCUCUUUUCUCCUCUCCUCACCACUUCUCUCCUCUUCGUCCUCUCCUCUCCCCCCCUCCUCCUCUCCUCUCCCCCCCUCCUCCUCUCCUCUCCCCCAGUCCUCCUCUCCUCUCCCCCCCUCCUCCUCUCCUCUCCCCCCCUCCUCCUCUCCUCUCCCCCCCUCCUCCUCUCCUCUCCCCCAGUCCUCCUCUCCUCCACUGUUGGCAGCAGGAACCACUUCUGCCUUGUUGCAGCUCUUCUGCAGCCUUCCAGAGCCUCAGACAGGAAAAGACUGACAGACUGGCACAUCGGGUCAAACAACAGCCACGGACGGAGAGGCGCACAGUAAAGCCACUCCUCCACAUGCGAGGAUUUUUUUUUUUUACUGACCAAAGGAGAUUUUGUAUUUUUUAUCUGUAUUGUUUUUACUUCACAGAAAAGUAGAUUUUAUUAAAAGGAAUAUAGUCAGUUAGGAUGUGAGUUAGGGUAUGUUCCUAUGUUCUAGGUAGAGCUCCCCACCACGUCCUUAGGGCACCUCACACUGCACAGGUCACAUGUUUAGGAAGCCCACCCCAGCGAACAGGAAGCACAACGAAGGUUUGUCGUCUUUGUCAACGUACCCGCCCCAGGGCUAGCUACAACACAGCUGACUGAUAGAACAUCCUCAUCCUUCCUGCACAGCCCUGGUACCUAUUGGACGGAACACACCCCGAGUGUUGGUGCUGCUUUGUUGAUGUACUGUACUUCCCCCUGUCCUGGGGUGUGCUUCUCGGACCAUGGCUCCUCUAGCGCCCCCUCUGGGUGUGGGUGUGUUGAGCCAGCCUGAUUAGCAGGUAUGAGGCUCUCUCUGGCCUGCUGGGAUAUCAGGCUUCACUCUGAAUAAAAUAAAAUCAUUAUUUUUUGUUUUUUAAA
This is a messenger RNA of Osmerus eperlanus (European smelt), 2691 nucleotides long. Its product is annotated as BTB/POZ domain-containing protein 10-like. The coding region runs from base 208 to 1686 and encodes 492 amino acids. The record is from RefSeq and is a predicted model, not a curated record. Lineage: Eukaryota; Metazoa; Chordata; Actinopteri; Osmeriformes; Osmeridae. The transcript is spliced from 8 exons. Gene Ontology annotation, biological process: positive regulation of phosphorylation. Gene Ontology annotation, molecular function: protein binding. Gene Ontology annotation, cellular component: cytoplasm.